This is a messenger RNA of Orbicella faveolata, 1717 nucleotides long. RefSeq lists its product as uncharacterized. The record is from RefSeq and is a predicted model, not a curated record. Gene Ontology annotation, cellular component: nucleolus. NCBI's taxonomy places the organism in Eukaryota, Metazoa, Cnidaria, Anthozoa, Scleractinia, Merulinidae. Gene Ontology annotation, molecular function: rRNA (adenine) methyltransferase activity.
CAGGCAGACAUUGAAGAGGACGGAAGCGAGGUCGAGAACAAGCUUUGUACCCUGGCCUUCUAUAUCAGAAAUGGCGGACGGCUCUUCCUCUUCUUACAGAAACAUUCUAACUAAACACUGCGAAACGCAGAGAAGAGACAAAAAUACGAAAGCUAAAAAGAAGAGAAAGAAAUCAAAGAAGCCUGUCGUGGAAAUCAGCUCAAGAAAAGAUCGGAGAAUUAUAACUGAAUAUCACACCUUGAACAAGACAAUUGACUCGGUAAGAAAGAAUCCAUCGAUUCACAAAGAAGACAAGGCGGCCCAAAUUGCGCUUCUUGAGGCGAAAAAGGAAAAAAUUGGGGGUAUAAAUGCUUAUCAAAAGGCAUCCAAACUUGGAGAAGCUCGCCAUGGAAGUUUCAACACGGCAAAAUGGGUUCUAAAACAGUUGAGAGCCCACAAUGUCUGUGCUAACAGGACAGAAGGUGAAAAACUAAGGGUACUUGACGUUGGUGCUCUUGACGACAAUUACAAGAAGCAUUCAAAAUGGAUACAAUGCACACCUAUUGACUUAAAUCCUCAAAGCAAUGACGUCGUAAAGGCAGACUUUUUAAAACUUGAUCACAAGGAAUACGAUGUUGUGAUUUUAAGCUUGGUUGUCAACUUUGAGGGGGACAUUCGUAAACGAGGUGACAUGCUCCGGAAAUGUCCAAAACUCAUAGUUGAUCAAGGAUACCUGGUUAUAGUUCUCCCUCUUCCGUGUUUAGACAAUUCACGCUACUUAAAUGAAGAGCUUUUUCUAUCGAUGAUGGAAAGUCUUGGGUUUGAAGUCUUUACUCGUCGUAGCAGCAAAAAAUUGAGUUUCUUCAUGUUUAGAAGAACUCGUCAGGUACAAGUCAAAUCGUUCCCUAAGAAGAUUUUAAGGAAAGGUGGGAACCACAACAACUUUGCAAUUGUGCUCUGACUUUAGUAUCUUCUUGCACUUGGUGUGCUGAUAAUCUACCCCUAAGCCAAAUGUAGUAAAUCUAUGUGUCAGGGGGAUCCAAGAAAUCCAGAAACAAGGAGCUCAGGGGCGGAUACGGGAUUUUUCAAGGGGAUGUGGCUGGUACCUUAGGGUUACAGAAUCACAGAAGCAAUGGGGCAUGCCCCCAAAAUGUUGCAAUUUGAGAACUGGAACCAAAUUGAAACUGUUACACCAGAAAUACUAGCAAUGCCAGAACUAUUUUAGCAUUAAAUACUUGUAAUUACAAUGAGGCACCUGUCCAAAGUGUUUGCCUUUUAGAUCUGCAAUAAUUUUCCCAAAUUUUUUCAAUUUUUAUUUUAUUUUUUGGCUUCUCAAAAAAAGGGGAGGGUUAGCCACCCAAUCCACUCCCUCUCCCUAAAUCUGCCAGUGAGGCUGUAUCAGUUGUCAGUUGUAGCAAGAGUGCCGCUUCACACCUUACGAGAAAGGAAUGGAAUGAUAUUCCUUUAUCUAUGGGGGUUAAGUCAACUAGAAAAUUAUUUAAACAGGCACUUUACCAGUUUGUUCAGUGUUAAUAAGUGCCAGCUCAACUAUUUAUUUACUAUGUGUUUACGCUUUCCUCUCUUAUAUUAAGUUUUUUUUUUUAUCCUAAAACAAAUGUAUUCAAUUAACGGGCAUAUAAUUAGUUCACUACAUCUUGCCCUUUCCACUUUCCUUUCACUGCAUUUUAUUUUAACAUUGCUGUAUUCAAAUCAUCAAGUAGAGAAGUAAAAAAAAAAA